AUGGGUCCUCGUCAACGAGCGCAGGCUAGAAAGAAACGGAAUGGAGGACAGCAGAAUCACUCCCCGUCGACGUGGCAGCACGGACAGUCUGCUUUCCCUAACAGAGGGCCCAAUGCCUUUCACCGUGGUCUUGUCAACGACUGGCAGGACUUCUCAGACUUAAAUUCUUCCGAAUCCCCGAAGCCGAAACUGAGCAUGGCUCAAACGGCUAGAAAUACCGAGCGCCAUGCUAUGUCCUGGGCUUCUACACGCCUCAGAGAGCAGAGAAUCACGUUCAUAAGUGCCGGAGAUCUGAAACAAGACGAUAUAGCUGCAGUCGCGAAAGAGAAUGAACAAUCCCAGAAGGAGGCAGUAUCAUCUGAAGAACCCUCUCACAAUGAUGAGCAAGUUCAACCCAAGGAGCUUGAAUCACACGCGUCAGGGAAUGAACAAUCCAAGAAUCACAAUCCGACCCCGGUCGAGUUGAGUGUAGGGGAGCCCCGGCUAAGGAAAGACUCGAUCUCGUCGCAAUCUUCCGAAGAGAUCAUUUUCGCCGGACGACAGAACCGUCCAGCGAAGCCGGCCAUCCCUCCCAGCACAGAGACCACAGUGUCUACCAAGCCCACAGAUGUCGAGACAAGACCUCCACCUCAUGCUUCUCCUGCGGCCGCAAGGGCGACCACUCGUGAUUCCAGCUCAUCUGGCCUGGACAAGUUCAACAAUAUUCUGCCGCCACGACGGAACGAAGCUGUUGACCGCCGUGGUCGUGCUCGCGGUCGACCAGGAAGCUUUCAGAGAAAGGAAGAGGAAGAAGCUAUCAUCAAUGACUACAUUGCAAACCUAGCGGUCGACGACAGCGACGAGGACAAGAUUCCUGAGACCAAGCAUUCGGUCAAGAUUGGAAGGAGAACUGAACAUUUCCGGUUCUUUGACGGCCCGGGCGAGCAAAAGGUCCACCUGCGAACUUCAAAAACAAGUAAAGCUGCUAGAGGAUCUAUCGAUGUCGACCAAGCGAUUGAUUGGAACUCUGGUGAUCUACAAGAUUUCGAUGAUUUCAGCACCACUGAUGAGGAAAUUGUCGAGGUCAGGCAUGUUCUCCGACAUCGUACACGUCCCAGUGGUCCACAAUACCUCGUCAGCGCACUUGGCAAAGACUCCAGCGAUCCUCGCUGGGUGCCUCACGCAAAGUUGAAGUCGACCUCUGCUGUUGAUGAGAUCCGCAUCUUUGAGGAAAUUCGGGCCAUGAAAAUCCAAGAGACUACGAAUGACUCGACCGACUCCGAAUCAUCAGAGGCCGACGAGCUUUUAGAUGAUGUGGAUGAUGAUAUGGAAUCGGAGAUGGAUGAAAAUCACCGGAUACUAGAGCGCACCGCUCGAAUGACAGACGAGCAGAUUGCUCGGACGCUAGCGAAGCAGGAAGAGCUAGGCAUGGGUGGCGACGAGCUGCUCUUGUUUGAUGGGCAAGUUGAGGAUGACGACGAGAUCGAUGACGAGGACAAGGACGAGGACGAAGAUGAUGAGUUUGCAGCUGGCGAUGGGUUCAUCCCCUUUUCUUCGAAGAAGCAUAUUUCCAGCCGCGUCAAGUCAAGGAAAAAUCGACGCGAGCGUGACACUUUCCCAUCUGCCACGGCUUUCGCAGAUGCCCUUGAGCAGGAUCCGUACGGCGCGUUCGACAUCAUGGAUUUUGACCGACCCAGUCUCCGACCUAAGAAGAAAGGACGCAAGUCGGACUUGCCUUUCGACCUCGGCGUGGAGGAUGAGGAGCUUGCUGAGCGACUGCGAAGUACCUGGAACAAAGACCGCGAAAAGAAGGCGUCUCGCAAGCGCGAGAAGCUGUUGGAGCGUGAGGCGGCUCUUUUGGAGGCAUCCGAACGCAAUCACCCGGCCGCCAUCAAAGCAGAAAUCCGACAGUUUCUGAUUGAAGAAGUUAACACGUUGGAAUUGGCCCCAAUGGACUCAGCAACUCGUGCUUCCGUCCAUCGGCUUGCCAAGUCACUCAAGCUGCAGUCAAAGUCGGAGGGCAAGGAGGGCCAUGGUAUCGGACGGUACCCUGUUCUCACCAAAGGUCCGCAUACUCCGAGAUACACGAUCGACACGGUUUGGGAGAUCGAUGCCUUGAUGAGCCUAAGAAAGUUCUUCCCGAAACGCCCACUCAAUUCGUACAAGUCUCGUGGCACUCCCACAUCAGGCGCUGCGAGAACAAAGAGAGGUGGUGGCGGAGUCAUGUCUGGUGCGACCUACAUGAAUGGUGACGUGGUCGGUGCUUCUGCUCCGGAGAUCGGCGCCGACAAUAAAGGACGAGCGAUGCUAGAGAAAAUGGGUUGGGUAGAAGGCGUCGGACUGGGUGCUGUUGGAAACAAGGGCAGUCUCGAAGCCAUCAAGCAUGUGGUCAAGACCACACGAGCUGGACUGGGUUGA
This is a messenger RNA of Fonsecaea nubica, 2397 nucleotides long. RefSeq lists its product as hypothetical. NCBI's taxonomy places the organism in Eukaryota, Fungi, Ascomycota, Eurotiomycetes, Chaetothyriales, Herpotrichiellaceae. The record is from RefSeq and is a predicted model, not a curated record. Gene Ontology annotation, molecular function: nucleic acid binding. The transcript has 2 exons. Bases 1 to 2397 code for a protein of 798 amino acids.